UGUUCUGUGAUAGAUUUACCAUCCACCACUACGCAACUUUGCCAAGUAAAGUAUCGUGGGGGUGAAUUGAUGCUUCGGCAGGGAUGACCGCUGCACUACCGCCUUUACCGUAACUGUUCCAGACACUGGAGAAAUGUGUACUCAGUAAUGUGCCUCCAGAACUAUUACUGCCACCUUUUCCGGCAUAAUUGCAAUCUCAACGACUUCUUCGCGCAGAAAGCACCAACGGCCCCUCGCAGACCAUCGGCCAAGUACAAGUAGCGACGACGAUCAAUUCCCAAUUCCACCAACAUUCGCGGGGCAUAGGCACAGGCACAGGUACAGGUACAGGCACAGGCACAGGCACAUCCAACACGCAUGGCCAGCUAGACUGUGAUGUAUCUCAGGCGCAAAUCGGACCGAAGCGACUGCCUCACUCCUCCGCGAAGUUGAGAGGAGAGCAAUGGCUGCGCCGGCGAAGCAGUCUUCACGAUGGGGGUCAUUUCUACAGCAGGCUGUUGCGGGCGUCGAGUCGAGGCUGGAUAAUAUUCUGGCCGAAGAGAACGAGGCUACUACUACUCCAGCUAAGAAGGCCCCUCCUGCGCCAACAACCCCAACAAAACCAGAAGGCAGUAGGUUUUGAAGGAUCUGGGACAUCGUAAGAGAUAUACUCAUUUUUGGUGUUGUAGGUAUCUCACGAGCGGCCUCUGGAAGCAAUAGAGCCAAUGACCGGUUACAAGAACGUUUAGCGCGAGCUGUUGCGGCGAAGAAUACAGCACAGAAAACGGAGAAGGCAGACUCUCUUGCGCUCUCGUCUGGACCUCCGUCGCGGACUGGGAGCCCUGCCACGGUGGCUGAGAGUCCAAGGCAAAGCAUAGAUGUUGAGCGUACCAAGUUAGAAAGUCCCCCAAACCCAGCAACCCCACCCAACGAAAGCACUGCAUCGGAUGCUGCGCUUUCGAUUGAGGUUCAACCUCCUAAGUCAAGCGAGCAAGAACCAGAUUCAAAGUCAGCGCCCAAUGGUGUGCCCCAAAGCGUUGACCAUGAAGCCUCUCCUCGUCCCUCAAUGGACUCGGUGCGGCCUAGUUUACCUCGAAAUUCCACAGACUCGUUGAGAUCCCCGGUCUCAAAUCCUCGAGCAUCUACAGAAUUACAACCAAGCGGGACAAACCAGGCAAAAACGCCAGAAGAAUACGAAGCCCUUCUUAAACAGCUCCAAUCGGACUAUGAAACAUCAGAGUUGCAACGACAGGAGGAGGUUCAUACUUACAUCGAGCGAAUUGAUGCGUUGCAAUCUAAAUUACAGUACCUGGCAAAGGAGGGAGCGGACGCAGCACGAAAGGCAAGCGGAGCGGCCCAGUCCGGGAGUUUGGAGAAGAAAUUGGCGGAUAAAGACGAGCAAAUCGCGUUGUUGAUGGAAGAGGGACAAAAGCUUUCCAAGAAGGAGCUCAACCAUUUAACCACAAUCAAGAAGUUGAGGGCAAAGGCUCAGGAAGACAGCAAGGAACUUCUCGAGGCCAUGAAGAAGCAAGAGAAAGCAGAAACAGAAUUAUCGACAGUGACAGAUCGUUGGAGGCGAGCUCAAGGCUCGGAAAAGCUGCUUAAUGAUAAACAGAAACAGAUAGCCCAGUUGCAAAAAGAUGUUGAAUCUCUCAGAAGCGAAAACAUCACCAAGGAUAGCGUUAUCGCUGAUCUUAAACGUCAAGUGGAGGAGGCUGCUACUCAAGAAAGGGAAGCCGAAGCGAAGGCCGCCAACGAAGCUUUGGAAUUUGAGAAGAGUCGUGUUGCGGAGCUAGAGGAAGAUUUGGCAAAUCUUCAGAUUGAGAAGAAUCUUGCUGUAGAACGAGGGCAGAAUCAAAUGAAAGCUAUGACGGAGAAAAUGGAAAAGGAUCUUGAACGUGCACGUAUGACAGAGUUGGAGAUGAAGACGGAACAACAAAUGCUGGAAAGCAAAUUAGAGGUCAUGCGGGCACGAGCGGAGGAAGUUUCAUCAGGCACCACAGGCGACGCCCAAGCCAAGCUUCUACGCCAGAUUGAGACUCUUCAAAGUCAGUAUGCUGUUGCGAGUGAAAACUGGCAGGGUAUCGAGGCUUCGCUUAUUGCACGAGCAACGAGUCUAGAAAAAGAAAGGGAUGAAGCUACGAAGAGGGAGUCUGAUAUUAGGAAGAAAGCGCGUGAAGUGGUAAGUAGUCCCCUUUAUACUUACAUCCACAUAUUUAUUUACAUCUAUAGACUCUGAAAGCCAAAAGGCAUGAGGAUGAGCUCGAAGAAAUCCGGUCCCAGCUACCAAGUUUCGAGCAGCAACUUAAUGAACAUAGGACCAAACUUGAGAGCCUACAGCGCAGGGCAGAAGAAGCUGAAUCUUCUUUGGCUGCUGCUCAAGCUUCCUUCGCACAAGAGAAGGAGGCUUGGCAGGUAGAGCUUCUACAGAAGAUUGAAGAAGAAAGAAGUAAAUGGCAGGAAGAGUCUGGCUCGAUCAGGGAGCAUGGCCGCGCGGACUCACCUGUAACAUCCAUGAGAAGAGGCCUCACCACCGAGUUCCUGGGUCUCCAAAACCUACAACUACGGAGAGCAUCCUCGCGGUCUGUAAUCAGUGACACACCAACACAAGAGCGCUUCGUGGGUCAUCGCUCUUCACCACAGCCUCUCAGCAAAAUUUCCGGAAAUGCCACGCCCGUAAGACAAGACUCUGGCCGAUCCUUCAAAGAGAACUUCGACGUGUCUCACACGCCCUCCAUCACUACUGACCGUGACGACGAUUUCUUUGAUGGACCCCACGCCUCGCCCACGUCCCCGGACCAGACCAUAAAUGACAUGGUUUCCGUCUCGGCUGCGGGAGCAGGUCCUUCCGUGCAACUCGUUGAACGGAUGAGUUCCGCUGUCCGGCGAUUAGAAAGCGAAAAGGUCACUUCCAAAGAGGAUCUCUCGCGCCUAGCUGCUCAGCGGGACGAGGCGAGAGCGGAGAUCGUGGCGCUGAUGAAGGAGAUGACUGUGAAGCGGGAGAAGGAGAAGAGGAUCGAAGAGCUGGAAGAGGAGUUAAAGGGGGUUAACGAGAGAUAUUUGACGACGCUGGAGAUGCUGGGGGAGAAGAGUGAGAUGGUUGAGGAGCUGAAGAGUGACAUUGUUGAUAUUAAGGGGAUGUAUCGGGAACUGGUUGAGAGGACUGUUAAAUGAUUACAGGAAGUGAGAAUAUGGGCAGGCUAGGGUAGGAAACGGUCCUUGGCGAGGGCUUCUUCUUUUUGGGAUAUUAAUUGACUGAGGGAUAAGGGUGGGGAAUGGAUGGGGUCAUGUAUUAAGAUUCGUUCAUCUUGAGCUUGAGGAUAUACUUACACCUCCCUUUUAUGGCCCAUGUAUGGCUGGCAGGCUGGCAGCAAGAUGGGUUUAGAGAGAGGCACAGGCGUUUUUUGUUUUUGAUAUACAGAUUUUGAGCGUUCUUCCUUUUGUUUUUCUCUUCUCCUCGUCUUCUUUUCCUCUUUUCACUUUAUAUUGACUUGUAUGAUUACAUAAAUUUAUAUCACUUUACCA
This is a messenger RNA of Hymenoscyphus albidus, 3504 nucleotides long. NCBI's taxonomy places the organism in Eukaryota, Fungi, Ascomycota, Leotiomycetes, Helotiales, Helotiaceae. The record is from the annotation of a GenBank genome assembly.